GUAAGCUUAAGCAGUGACGCCGGCGAGCCAUGGACGAGCUGCUCUCGCCGUGCUCGUCGUUCUCGCCGCCCUCGCCGUCGUCCAUGUUCUCCACCGGCGCGGCGGCGGCGGCGGCGCACGCGGUGCUCGAGUUCACGUCCUGCGAGGUCCCGGACGAAUGGCUGAUGGGCGACGUGGUGAUGGCCAAGAACGAGGAGGAUGUGGGCGGCGGCGAGCUGUGGCCCGUGUUCGCCGGGGGCUCGCUGUCGCCGGACUCGGAGCUGUCCGAGCUGCCGAGGAGCUUCGAGGCGGCGGCGGCGCAGCGGCCGGCGAAGCGGCGGGGGAGGAAGCCCGGGCCGCGGCCGGACGGGCCGACGGUGAGCCACGUGGAGGCCGAGCGGCAGCGCCGGGAGAAGCUGAACCGCCGGUUCUGCGACCUCCGCGCCGCGGUGCCUACCGUGUCCCGCAUGGACAAGGCCUCCCUCCUCGCCGACGCCGCCGCCUACAUCGCCGAGCUCCGCGCCCGCGUCGCCCGCCUCGAGUCCGACGCGAGGCAGGCCGCCGCUGCGAGGUUUGAGCCGAGCUCCUGCGGCGGCGGCGGCAACGCCUCGUACCACGGCGGCGGCGGCGGCGGCGGCGCCGCCCCCGGGCUCGACGAGGCCGUGGAGGUGCGCAAGAUGGGGCGCGACGCCGCCGCCGUGCGCGUCACCACGACGGGCGCCCGCCACGCGCCGGCGAGGCUGAUGGGCGCGCUCCGCUCCCUCGAGCUGCCGGUGCAGCACGCGUGCGUCAUGCGCGUCCACGGCGCCACCACCGUCCAGGAGGUCCUCGUCGACGUCCCCGCCGCGCUCCAGGACGGCGACGCCCUCCGCGCCGCGCUGCUCCAGCGGCUGCAGGACAGCUAGCUCCGAUCCGCCGCCGAUCGACGACGACGACCUCCAUGCCCGACAUCAAGAACACGAUCGAUCGAGCGUGACACAUGUCGGACACAGAGGUAGGCAGGCAGGCAUGCAUCAUCAUCACCAUGCUAAUGGCGAAACUAAUCAAUGGCCAUAUCAUGGUUAAUCCAUACACGUACGCAUGCUAAAUUGCUAAUGUAAUAUAUAUGUAGUGUGCAUCUCAACACAUGUAUAAUAAGUGUCCAAUGUCCAUGGAAUAAUUAAGGGCAAGUUAAUUAAUUAGGUUUGUCUAGCAGAUAAGCUAGUACUCCUAGAUAGUGUCAAUGCAAAAGUUGUUGCAAACAGAUCAUGACUAGAGAGGAGCAGUGUUAUUAUUCCCUUGGAUCAUCCAAACAAUUACAAUACGCCCAAUUAAUGAUGGGGUCAUUGUGUUGUGUGUAACUGUUGUCACUGUGCUUGUUUAAAUUAUUGCAGAUGAUUGUGAGGCUCGUGUUGGCCCCCUUGUCCCAA
Oryza sativa Japonica Group (Japanese rice) is the source of this 1388-nucleotide messenger RNA. Its product is annotated as transcription factor MYC2. Gene Ontology annotation, molecular function: protein dimerization activity; transcription cis-regulatory region binding; DNA-binding transcription factor activity. The record is from RefSeq and is a predicted model, not a curated record. NCBI's taxonomy places the organism in Eukaryota, Viridiplantae, Streptophyta, Magnoliopsida, Poales, Poaceae. Gene Ontology annotation, biological process: regulation of DNA-templated transcription. Gene Ontology annotation, cellular component: nucleus.